ACGUGCUUUGAUCAUAUUCUAAGUUCUUCUGUCUACGUGCAAGCUCAGUAAAAAAAGGCAACCAGGAGAAUGCUUUGCUGUUAUUUAACACAGGGACACCACACUUCUUGUGUGUGAAGGCUGCAGGUUGCUGAUCCCAGCGCUCAGAUUGUCAGACACCCUCAGGCUUUGAAGUAAAAGUGUAAAUCUUUGGAAAGGGUUUUGGAGCGAGAAGGAGAUGCUGUUGCCUGAUGAACUUUGCUUUGCUAUUUAUGGGCCUCCUGUCCUGUAUGAAGCAGAACGAGCUCAGCCGAGGCAGCAGGGAGCUUGGGAAGCCCUAAAGCCGCAGAGGGGAUGCAGGUGGCACACAGAGGUCUACCAGGUACAAGGUUCUGCAUCAACAAAUGAUUUGCAUCUGCUUGUCUUCCUCCUGGAGGAAGUUGUGCUCACAGUAACAUCCUUCUGGGAGCGUUGUGCCAACAUUCUGCCCUUCUGCUUUUGUGAGAGUGAUGGGGACUGUAGAUCCACAGUGUCCCUUGUUCUGGUGCUGGACAAUCCCACCUCCAGCUCUAGAAGGAAACUCUGUGUUUCCCAAAUGAAAGAUGAUGACAAUGUGCUACUAGGAGGACAAAGUUGGAAACCCACAGAUGGCAGAUGUAGGAUUACAAAGGCUCAAAACCCCCAAAAAUUCUGUUUCACGACAGGAGACUUGAUUCUGCAAGAGAAAUAUCUCCAUUACAAAGUCUCUUGGUCUUCUAAGGGGUUUGGAAAUGGUGUAUGUCCAUGUUCACUGACAGCUGGGAGGAGAUCCAACCUUAUUCCUGUCUCAGGAAAGCAGCAGCCAAGCGAGGAGGGGCUGUGCAGGGGCCGGGCCGUGCUGCUGCUCAGUGGAGAGGACGUUGGCACCGAGGCUGAUGUGAUCGGGAUGGCAGAGGGAGCCGCCGGGGCGGCUGUGCCAGGGAGCCCAGACACGCAGGGCUGCGUUCCCACUCCCAAAUCCCAGCCCCGGGGACCGUGGCAGUGA
Molecule: messenger RNA, 1003 nt
Organism: Pipra filicauda (Wire-tailed manakin)
Lineage: Eukaryota; Metazoa; Chordata; Aves; Passeriformes; Pipridae
Exons: 5
Coding region: 218-1003 (261 amino acids)
Source: RefSeq, a predicted model, not a curated record